GUCCGAGCGCGUCCUCCUUCGCUUCGCAGUGUUCGGGACACCUGCUCGCCCCUCGCGUCUGGCGCCGCUGGGGCUCCCCUGCCAGGCUCCCCGGUUCCUCCAAGCUCGCAGAGCAGGGAGAAGGGCUGGGACGCCCCGGACCCGGACCCGGCCCGGAGCCCGCUGCGCGCCGCUGAGCCGUCGCGGGGCGAGAUGAGCGCGGACGCGGCGGCCGGGGCGCCCCUGCCCCGGCUCUGCUGCCUGGAGAAGGGGCCGAACGGCUACGGCUUCCACCUGCAUGGGGAGAAGGGCAAGGUGGGCCAGUACAUCCGGCUGGUGGAGCCCGGCUCUCCGGCCGAGAAGGCGGGGCUGCUGGCCGGGGACCGGCUGGUGGAGGUGAACGGCGAGAACGUGGAGAAGGAGACCCACCAGCAGGUGGUGAGCCGCAUCCGCGCCGCGCUCAACGCCGUGCGCCUGCUGGUGGUCGACCCCGACACGGACGAGCAGUUCAGGAAGCUCGGAGUCCAGAUCCGGGGGGAGCUGCUACGCGCCCAGGCGGGGCCGGAGCAGGCCGGGCCGCCGGCCGCCCCCGGCGAGCAGGGCCCGGCCGGUGAGAACGAGCCGCGCGAGGUCGAGAAGAGCCACCCGGAGCGGCGCGAGCUCCGGCCUCGGCUCUGCGCCAUGAAGAAGGGCCCCAACGGCUACGGCUUCAACCUGCACAGCGACAAGUCCAGGCCGGGCCAGUUCAUCCGCGCCGUGGACCCAGACUCCCCGGCUGAGGCCUCGGGGCUCCGGGAGCAGGACCGCAUCGUGGAGGUGAACGGGGUCUGCGUGGAGGGCAAGCAGCAUGGGGACGUGGUGACUGCCAUCAAGGCCGGCGGGGAUGAGACCAAGCUGCUGGUGGUGGACAAGGAGACCGACGAGUUCUUCAAGAAAUGCAAAGUGGUCCCAUCUUCUGAGCACCUCAACGGUCCCUUGCCUGAGCCCUUCACCAAUGGGGAGAUACAGAAGAACAACCCUGAGACCCUGGCCCCAGCGGCCUCGGAGAGCCCCAGGCCAGCCCUGGCAAGAUCCGCCUCCAGUGACACCAGCGAGGAGCUGGCUUCCCAAGACAGCCCCAAGAAAGAGGACUCCACGGCCCCCUCCUCGACCUCCUCCUCCUCCGACCCCAUCCUGGACUUCAGCAUCUCGCUGGCCGUGGCCAAGGAGAGGGCCCACCAGAAGCGCAGCAGCAGACGGGCCCCCCAAAUGGACUGGAGCGAGAAAAAGGAGCUUUUCAGCAACCUCUGAGCGCCCCGGCCGCCCACCCCCCGUCACCUCCUCUCCGCCCGAUUCUCCAGUCCCCAGCCGCCCACCCUCCUUCACCUCCUCUCCGCCCACUUCUCCAAUCCCUGGCCGCCCACCCCACCUCACCUCCUCUCCGCCCGCUUCUCCAGUCCCCGGCCGCCCACCCUACCUCACCUCCUCUCCGCCCCGCUUCUCCAAUCACCCUCGAAUCGAUCUACAGAUCAGCACCAGUGCCCCGUUCCUGGCCAUGUGACUUUUUUAGAGAACUGUGCACUUCCCUGCCUCGAGGAAGGCAAAUGCUUUUCUGCCCUACCCCAUCAAACAGCAGCAGACUCUGUCCCUCUGCUCCCGCGUGGCUCUGCCUGGGACGGCACCGGGACCUGCUUUAGGCGAGGAUGGUGGCACCAGGCACGUGGUCCUCUUCCCUCACAACCCCACAAGGGACCAGGGGACUUUGCGGCAGCCACAGCUCACCUCGCGGGGCGUCCGUCGUCCUGACAGCUGUGGCUGGCUUGCACCUCUUGUUUUUGUUGAUUUUUUUUUUUAAGGGUGCACAUCAGUUUAGAGAGACGUUCAUUUCCUUGAUUAACGUGAUUUUCC
This is a messenger RNA of Oryctolagus cuniculus (rabbit), 1866 nucleotides long. It is a transcript of the gene NHERF1, whose product is annotated as NHERF family PDZ scaffold protein 1. Gene Ontology annotation, cellular component: apical plasma membrane. Gene Ontology annotation, molecular function: protein-membrane adaptor activity; signaling receptor binding. The record is from RefSeq and is marked provisional. Lineage: Eukaryota; Metazoa; Chordata; Mammalia; Lagomorpha; Leporidae. Gene Ontology annotation, biological process: protein localization to plasma membrane.